AUGUUAUUGACAAGAGAAAAUAUUGAAUUUUAUACUCAAAGAAGAAAACAAUAUUGUAAAGAUUUCUUAAAGCUAACGAACCAAUUUAAACCAAAACUAGAGUUAUUAUAAAAAAAGUUGAUAGCUUCGAAAUAAGCAAUCGAUGGUCCUAAUAAAUUAAUUUCUCAUUAACAAAAAAUAAAAAAAGUCAACAAGGUUUUGGCAUCUCUCUCAAAAUCUAAGGAUGUUCAAUAUAAAAUUGAUAAAGAAAUGAUUCGUUGUUCAUGCCAAUAUAAAUUAAAUGAAGUUCCAAAUUGCAAGUAGAGAAUAUAGUAAAUUUAGUUUCAAUUACUCUUAAACUUGUAAUAAGAUACAAUAAGCCAUGAUACCUUUGAUCUAAAAUCUCUAAAUCGAGAUAAAUGAUAAACAAGUAGAAAUUUUAAGCCAUUAAGAUUGUGCUGACUUGUAUAUAAAAGUAUGUUAAUAUAACUUUAUUAAGAGAGAUGAUUUGUAAAAAAUGAAUCAUAAAUCUAAAAGAUUAUAAUAGAUUAUGAAAAAAUUGCAUAUUAUGGAGUUAAAAUAAGAAGAAAAGGUAUAAAGAGAAAGUAUAAAAAAAUUGGAAAAGAUAGAUUAAACUGAAGAUUAUGAUGAGAAUUUACCAUAUUCUAAAAAAGCAUUGAUGUCUAAAAAGAGAUUAGAAGCUCAAUCUUUAAUGGAGGAAGAGAGGAAAUAAAGAAAAUAAUUUGAGAAUGAAAGAAUUAGAGAAAAUAUUGAAGAAUAGAAAUAAAAAUAUCAAUCUUUAGACAAUAAAAUAAAAACACAUUAUAAAAAAAUGGGUUUAUAAAAGAGAAAAUUAGAAAGUCUGUGUGAUUUUAAAUAAUAUAUAAAUGAUUGUAAAACAAAUUAGUAGAUAAAAUAAGAUUCUGAGGUUAAUUAAAAAAAAUAACAAUUAAAAAGUAUCUUGAAUGCUGAGAAAAGGUUUUCAAUAACAUUGUUUUCAACAUAAAUGAAUUCCUAAAAUAUAACGUAUUUUAUAGUAUAUUUAAAGCCCUGUUCUUGGUGAAAUAAAUGGUUUAACAGCCCCAAUAAUAAGUGAUGUUAAUACUUAAAGAAAUAUAAUAAAUAGUUUUGGUAGGAAAACAUCCUAAAACUUUAAUAAAAUAAAGAAAAGAUAUCAUACUUUAGGAUAGAGAUUAGAAAAUGGAUCAAAUUUUGA
This is a messenger RNA of Paramecium sonneborni, 1195 nucleotides long. Lineage: Eukaryota; Ciliophora; Oligohymenophorea; Peniculida; Parameciidae. The record is from the annotation of a GenBank genome assembly.